AUUUGCGCGUAUGUGUACACUGGAUUAUCCAACACCUCCCACCAUGAGUGCAGAGCCACUGUCGUUCUCUAAGAAAAACUGAAAACCGUCAGUUUAUUCUUGGGUUUCGUUUCUGGAACUCAGAAGCUUUCAAUAAUGGCGGUUAGGGCAACCGUUUCCCGAUUUCCAUUGGACGCCGAUGCUCAAGAGGCUGGAGGAUUGCCGUGGGGGAUUACAGUGACACCGUUCGCUACGACUGACGAGAAUGGAAACCCUCCCGCGUAUGGCUCCAAUGGUCAUCUCCUUCCUCGCUGUGAGAAUUGCUGGGCGUACUUCAAUACUUACUGCGACUUGGAGCAGUGGGCGUGGAGUUGCUCCCUCUGUGGAACCGUAAAUGGUCUUAGUUCGCAGGACAGCGCUCGUUAUUCUAACCCGCAGUCCUGUGCGGAGAUGAUGUCAUCUUUCAUUGAUCUCGAAAUGCUCGUGGAUGGAUCCGAGGAAGAAGCAAUGCAGGCUCGUCCAGUCUAUGUCGCAGCGGUGGAUUUGUCAUCUUCUGAAGAGUUCUUAGAACUUAUCAAAAGUGCUCUUUUAGCAGCUUUGGAAGCUCUUGGGCCAGGAUCUCUGUUUGGGCUUGCUACAUUCAGCCACAAAAUAGGAUUAUAUGAUGUUCAAGGGCCAAUACCAGUUGUGAAGAAUAUUUUCAUUCCCCCAGAUGCGGAUGGCACCCUGCAAAUUGAGCUUGAAGAUGCAAUGCCCUUGUCCUCCUUUUUGGCUCCUGUAGAAACUUGUAAGGACCGCAUUGCUUCAGCUCUUGAAACACUAAAGCCAACAACUUCGUGGGAAAGAACGCCUGCUGCUGGGCAGGGACUAGAUGGUUUGUUACUUGGUGGACGAGGUUUUGGUGUACCAAUGGAAGCACUCAUCAAUUACCUGGGAUCAGAAUAUGGAAAUACAUUUGCAUUAGCUAGGGUCUUUGCCUUUUUAUCUGGUCCUCCUGAUUAUGGAGCUGGGCAAUUAGAUACCAGACGUUAUGGAGAGCAGUAUGCUAGCAAAAGGGAGGAUGCCGACCGUGCUUUACUUCCUCCACAGACACCUUUCUACAAAGAUCUGGCUGCUGUUGCCGUUCAGUCAGGUGUUUGUGUGGAUAUAUUUGCUGUUACAAACGAAUAUACUGAUUUGGCAUCACUGAAGUUUCUUAGUAUUGAGAGUGGAGGGUCUUUGUUUUUGUAUUCCAAUACUGAUGACUCUACACUUCCUCAAGACAUGUAUCGAAUGCUUAGUCGUCCAUAUGCGUUUGGCUGUGUACUGCGAUUGAGGACAUCUAGUGAAUUCAAACACAGUCGUUCUUAUGGUCAUUUCUUUGCAGAUCCCCAGUAUGAAAAUGUUCAACAUAUUAUAUGUUGUGACUCUUAUGCUACGUAUGCUUAUGACUUUGACUUCCCCGGUACUGAUGGAUUUUCAAGACAUGCAUCAGACCCUCCUGUGCUGCAGAUAGCUUUUCAAUAUACUGUUGUUGUGCCACCUGAGGAACUUGCGAGUGUGGAAUUGAUUUCUUCUAGUAGAUCCAGGCAUUCCCUCAAACGCCGGAUAAGGAUACGGACGUUACAGUAUGGAACUGCCGGAAAUAUCAAUGAACUGUAUGACAGUGUUGAUUCUGAAGUUGUUCUGUCAAUCCUUGUUCACAAGGUAAUUUCGGCGUCUUUGGAGGAAGGAGUCCGGGAAGGAAGGAUGUUGCUUCAUGAUUGGCUAGUAAUUCUCACAGCUCAAUUCAAUGAUGCUUGCAAACUUGUUCAUUAUGGAAAUGGAAACUUAACAAGUUAUCAGAUUGAUGUGGCAUUCACACAAUAUCCACAACUGCAACCUUUACCCCGCCUUGUAUUUGCUUUGCUCAGAAAUCCCCUUCUUUGGUUCCAUGAAGAAGGUGUUCAUCCUGACUAUCGUAUAUAUCUGCAAUGCCUUUUCAGUGCAUUGGAACCAAGUUCUCUGCACCGUUCUGUGUAUCCAGUACUGGAAUCAUAUGCUACCCCAGAUAAGCAAGCAUAUCCUCGCCACUCGUUGAGUCGAGCUGCACUUAUAACUAGCGGAAGCCCAAUAUUUUUUUUGGAUGCAUUCACCACCCUUAUUGUUUAUUAUUCUUCAACUGCAGACCCUACCCUUCCUUUUCCUCCUCCACAUGAUUGCCAGCUGCGGACUACAAUUAACAAACUGAAGCAGGAGAGAAGUAUCACACCAAAGCUCAUAUUCAUCCGGGGAGGACAGGAUGAUGCUUCCCUAUUUGAAAACUAUCUCAUUGAAGAGCAAGAUGUUGAUGGAAGUGGCCUCACCAGUGCCAGGGGUUUUGUUUCCUUCCUUGAAGAGAUCAGCCUUAGUGUUUCGGAACAUAUGAAGACUUGAUGCCACAGCCAACUCUCAAGAUAACAUUUAAAGAAAAUUACAACUAAUCUGUUACAGUGCCAAGAAAGGAAGAUUAUGGAGGAUCUCAUAAAAAUAAUCAUUUGUUGCAUGCCGCAUUAAGAAAACAGGAUAGAGAACAGGAGCAUCUUCUGAUGCACUAUUCACUUCACCAGUUACAUCUGUGGUGCAAAAGCUUUGUGGAUAUUAUCAAAGUAUUCUCAUUGGCAAGGGUGGAAUGUUUAGGGUGAAAA
Molecule: messenger RNA, 2624 nt
Organism: Telopea speciosissima
Lineage: Eukaryota; Viridiplantae; Streptophyta; Magnoliopsida; Proteales; Proteaceae
Product: protein transport protein SEC24-like
Exons: 14
Coding region: 136-2373 (745 amino acids)
Biological process (GO): endoplasmic reticulum to Golgi vesicle-mediated transport; COPII-coated vesicle cargo loading; intracellular protein transport
Cellular component (GO): COPII vesicle coat; endoplasmic reticulum exit site
Molecular function (GO): SNARE binding; zinc ion binding
Source: RefSeq, a predicted model, not a curated record